CCGAUGUGUCCGUGUACGAAUGAGAACGCACGAAAGCUUUCGAAGCUCCCAAUAUGAGCUUCGGGGCCGCUUCAUUUUGCAGCUCGCCAAGCUCUCGAGCGGGGUUCUUCGGCGGUUGGUACCACCCGAGCUUCACUGGAAGGCAGCUCAUUGGAGGGAGUAGAAGCCGUGAUUGUCUGUGGUGCUUGCUGGCAGAUGACCAGGACAUAACAAAAACAACCAUUACAUAGUUACAUACGCUACCUCCUUUUGAUGCCAUCGUCGACCACUAUUUUACCAUUUGGCUGUGCCUUUUUGCUUGAUUUUUCAAGCUCUGGAAUUCCUGGUGGUGAGAGAUCUUGUCAGCCACUAUCUACUAGGUACUCUUCAACAUGGCCACAUCACUUCGAGUCGCGGUCAUCCAGGCGGAGCCCAUCUACCUCGACCUCACUGCCACGAUUCAGAAAUCAUGUCGUCUUAUUGCUGAGGCUGCAACCGGUGGCGCUAAACUUGUCGCCUUUCCGGAGUGUUGGGCUCCCGGCUACCCUGCGUGGAUUUGGGCACGACCAGUCGAUGCUGAACUACACACACGAUACAUCUACAAUGCCCUUCCAGUCGAAUCACAAGCUAUGGACCUCAUCAAAGCAACCGCCAAGGAACAUUCCAUCGCCGUGGUAAUUGGCUUUGCCGAACGAAGCCCAACCAACAGCGUCUACAUCUCUCAAGCCAUCAUCUCCCCUCAGGGACACGUCCUCGUGCACCGGCGAAAGAUCAAGCCAACUCACAUGGAGCGUACCAUCUUUGGCGAUGGAUCUGGCAAUGACCUUAGCAAUGUCGCGGAGAUUGACUUUGGCCCUGACCAUGGCAAGGUCAAGGUUGGAUGUCUCGCUUGCUGGGAGCACACGCAACCACUACUCAAGUACCACACCAUCUCUCAGGGCGAAACUAUCCAUGUUGCUAUGUGGCCGCCUGUAAUCCCGAUGCCAGGUGUUGGAUAUCCUGGCUUAUGGAGCAUGACAGCCGAGGGUGUCCAGAAUCUAUCCCAGACGUAUGCCAUUGAGAGUACCGCCUAUGUAUUACACAGCACCGCCGUCUGCAAUCAAGAGAGCAUUAACCUGCUUCGGACCCAGCAGGGGAUUGUUUGUUCGGAGCCUGGUGGUGGACAUAGUUGUGUCAUUGGGCCUGACGGCAGACGGUUGACGGAGCCAAUUGAUGAUGGAGCUGAUACGGCUGAAGGGAUUGUGUAUGCUGAUUUGGACUUGACAAAGUGCGUCACAACUCGGGGUUUCUUGGAUAUUGUUGGGCACUAUAGUCGGCCUGACUUGCUUUGGCUUGGUGUGGACAAACGACAAAAGGAUCCAGUUGUUCCAGGAGGUUCAGGUCAGUAGAUUGAGGAGG
Molecule: messenger RNA, 1377 nt
Organism: Podospora pseudocomata
Lineage: Eukaryota; Fungi; Ascomycota; Sordariomycetes; Sordariales; Podosporaceae
Exons: 2
Coding region: 372-1367 (331 amino acids)
Molecular function (GO): catalytic activity
Source: RefSeq, a predicted model, not a curated record